Molecule: messenger RNA, 1857 nt
Organism: Endocarpon pusillum Z07020
Lineage: Eukaryota; Fungi; Ascomycota; Eurotiomycetes; Verrucariales; Verrucariaceae
Product: electron transfer flavoprotein-ubiquinone oxidoreductase
Exons: 3
Coding region: 1-1857 (618 amino acids)
Biological process (GO): electron transport chain
Cellular component (GO): mitochondrial inner membrane
Molecular function (GO): iron-sulfur cluster binding; electron-transferring-flavoprotein dehydrogenase activity
Source: RefSeq, a predicted model, not a curated record
AUGACUUCGAAGAGUAUCGCCAGGUCUCUCUUGAGACCCCAAUACUUCUGCAGAGCAAAUAUCUCAGCGCUGAACUCGUCUGCGGCCAAUUUAUCACUGAGAAUAUCUUUAGAAGUAAGGCGAACGACUGCGAAACGGCCUGGACUCAGCAAAGUCCCUGCACGAGCUUUAUCGACGUCCAUACCCAGCAGAUAUGCCACAGUGGAGGAGUCGUUGGAUUUCCGGGAACAGGAUCGUGAGUCAGAUAAGGUGGAUGUCUGUAUUGUUGGUGGAGGCCCCGCUGGACUGAGCGCAGCGAUCAGACUCAAGCAACUCGCCAAUGAAGCAGGCAAUGAGGAAUUCCGUGUGAUAGUGCUCGAAAAGGCGUCUGAGAUUGGCGCUCAUAUCCUUUCUGGCAAUGUCCUUGAACCUACCGCUAUCAACGAGCUGAUACCCGACUGGCUCUCUGAGAACAAUGCAUCCAGAUACGAUGGUGCAACGCCUGCCAAAUCAGACAAGAUGCGCUUCCUUACCAAAAAUUCCUCGAUACCUCUGCCCGCGCCUCCUCAAAUGCAUAACAAGGGCAACUACAUAAUAAGCCUAUCACAAUUCUGCAAGUGGUUAGGGGAGAGGGCGGAAGAGGUUGGUGUCGAAGUGUAUGCUGGUUUUGCUGGUUCAGAAGUGCUGUACAGCAAUGAUGGGGCUGUCAAGGGUGUGGCUACAAACGACCUAGGCGUUGGACGAGACGGGAAACCGAAAACAAGCUUCGAGAGGGGCAUGGAAUUCCAUGCGAGACUGACUCUCCUUGCAGAAGGAUGUCAUGGAAGUCUGACAAAGCAAGUCUCGAAGAAGUUCGAUUUACGGCGGGAAGUGUGGGAAGUGAAGCCGGAAAACUUUAAGAAAGGAGAGAUCUCUCACACGAUGGGCUACCCGCUGAGCAAAAAUGUUUAUGGAGGUGGCUGGAUGUACCACUACGGAGAUAAUCUGGUCAGCUUGGGGCUGGUGGUGGGGCUCGAUUAUGCCAAUCCAUGGCUAAGCCCAUAUGGAGAGUUUCAGAAGAUGAAGCACCAUCCAUUCUACAAAUCGGUCAUAGAUGGUGGUAAAUGCAUCGCAUAUGGGGCCAGAGCAUUGAACGAGGGUGGCUACCAGUCGAUACCGAAGUGCUCGUUCCCAGGUGGCGCGCUGAUCGGAGAUACGGCCGGAUUUUUGAAUGUACCCAAAAUCAAGGGCACACAUACUAGCAUGAAAAGUGGCAUACUGGCGGCGGAAGCAGCAUAUCCGGCUUUGGUGGACACUGACGCAAGCAGUUUGUUCUUGUUCGAUUACGAGGACAAGCUUCGUGAAUCAUUUAUUUGGAAGGAAUUGAAGCAGGUUCGCAACAUGAGACCAUCAUUUCAUACUCCGCUCGGCAUCUAUGGCGGUAUCAUGUAUUCCGGAUUGGAGGCAUUUCUCUUCAGAGGUCAGACACCAUGGACUUUCCAGCACAAAUCUGGAGACCAUGCAGCGACAAAAUCGGCGGACCAACAGCCUAGGAUCGAAUACCCAAAGCCAGACGGCAAAAUUAGCUUCGACAUUUUGACCAGCGUUAGCAGAACGGGCACAAAUCAUGAAGAGGAUCAGCCCGUGCAUUUGCAGGUCAAAGAUUGGGAUAGGCAUGCCGAGAUGGAAUAUCCCAAAUAUAAGGGUGUCGAAAACCGCUUCUGCCCAGCAGGAGUCUAUGAAUAUGUUGAAGAUGAGAGCAAGGAGCUUGGGGUUAGAUUCCAGAUCAAUGCACAGAACUGUAUUCACUGCAAGACUUGCGACAUCAAGGACCCCAGUCAGGAUAUCAACUGGUCUACGCCUAUCGGAGGGGAUGGACCAAAGUAUUCAAUGACAUGA